AUGAGCGACAGCAAAGAUAAGGCUGCUACAGCGCCUGCCACGGAUAGCAAGGUCAACGAGAUCGCCUCGGGCAUCUCUGGACUCAUGUCUGGCAAGGAUAAGGAAAAUGCCGCAAAGCCAACCGAAGCGACGACCAAGGACGAGCCCGCCGAAUCCAAUCUGCGCGAGUCUUCACAUGAAGUUCAGGUGACGCUCGCCGAUCAGCAGGCGGAUCCCAACUCUCCACUCUACUCUGCCAAGAGCUUCGAAGCGCUCGGUUUGCACGAGAACCUGCUCAAGGGCAUCUACGCUAUGAAGUACCAGAAGCCAUCCAAAAUCCAAGAAAAGGCAUUGCCGUUGCUUCUCCAGAACCCACCCAAGAACAUGAUUGGCCAGUCGCAAUCAGGAACGGGCAAGACCGCCGCUUUCAUCCUCACCAUGCUCUCGCGCAUCGACUACGAUCUGAAAAAGCCACAAGCUAUCGUGCUGGCGCCAUCGCGCGAGCUGGCGCGUCAGAUCAUGGAUGUGGUGCAGACCAUGUCCAAGUUCACCAACGUCACCACGAGCCUCUGCUUACCCGACGCAGUCAAGCGCGGUGAAAAGAUUGAUGCACAGCUCAUCGUUGGCACACCAGGCAAGACGUUCGACAUGAUCAAAUCCAAGGGCAUCGAGACGGCUGCGAUCAAAGUGUUCGUGCUCGACGAAGCGGACAACAUGCUGGACCAGCAGUCGUUGGGCGAACAGUCGAUCCGCGUCAAGAACACGAUGCCCAAGACGUGCCAGCUGGUGCUUUUUUCGGCCACAUUCCCCGCCAACGUGUACGACUUUGCGGUGCGCAUCGCACCGGGUGCCAAUGAGAUCCGACUCAAGCAGGAGGAGCUGUCGGUGGAAGGCAUCAAGCAGUUCUACAUGGACUGCAGGGACGAGGACCACAAGUACGAGGUGCUGGUGGAGCUGUACAACCUGCUCACCAUCGGACAGAGUAUCAUCUUCUGCGCCAAGCGUGAGACUGCGGAUCGCAUCGCGCAAAAGAUGACCCAGGAAGGCCACAAGGUCGACUCGCUUCAUGGACGACUCGAGACGGCGGACCGUGAUCGUACCAUCGACGCGUUCCGCGAUGGCAAGAGCAAAGUGCUCAUCUCGACCAAUGUGAUCGCGCGAGGAAUCGACAUCCAGCAGGUGACGCUGGUGAUCAACUACGACAUGCCGCUGACACAGACCGGCGAGGCCGAUGCCGAGACGUAUCUGCACCGUAUCGGACGAACGGGUCGCUUCGGCCGCAAAGGUGUUUCGAUCAACUUUGUGCACGACCAGCAGAGUUGGUCGUACAUGGACCAAAUCGAGAAGGCGCUCAAGUGUCAGAUCACGCGUGUGGCCACCAACGAUCUCGAGGAGAUGGAGUACACCAUCAAGGAGGCGCUCAAGCAAAUUGCAAAAUGA
Molecule: messenger RNA, 1419 nt
Organism: Sporisorium graminicola
Lineage: Eukaryota; Fungi; Basidiomycota; Ustilaginomycetes; Ustilaginales; Ustilaginaceae
Exons: 1
Coding region: 1-1419 (472 amino acids)
Biological process (GO): poly(A)+ mRNA export from nucleus
Cellular component (GO): cytoplasmic stress granule; nucleus
Molecular function (GO): RNA binding; RNA helicase activity; ATP binding
Source: RefSeq, a predicted model, not a curated record